GCUGUCCCAAGAUGGCAGCUUCCUUAGGAGGGAUGUUCGCGGCUCAGCAACCGGGGCCCCCUCCGCCGCCUGCGCCCCCAGGACCCCCCGGGAGCUCGGGACAAGUUGCGUUGCUUCCGACGGCGGCUGGCGGUCCGAGGAGCUCUAAUAGUACUUUAGUGGACGAGUUGGAAGCGUCUUUCGAGGCUUGUUUUGCUUCCCUGGUGAGUCAGGAUUAUGUCAAUGGCACUGAUCAGGAGGAAAUCAGAACUGGUGUUGAUCAGUGUAUUCAAAAGUUUCUAGAUGUUGCAAGACAAACAGAGUGCUUUUUCCUUCAGAAAAGAUUACAGCUGUCUGUCCAGAAACCAGAGCAAGUUAUUAAAGAGGAUGUCUCAGAAUUAAGAAAUGAAUUACAAAGAAAAGAAGCGCUGGUCCAGAAGCAUUUGGCAAAGCUCAGGCACUGGCAGCAGGUCCUAGAAGAGAUCAACAUUCAACAUAAAAAGCCUGCAGACAUACCUCAAGGACCAUUGGCAUACCUUGAACAGGCAUCAGCUAACAUUCCUGCCCCCAUGAAGCAAACAUGACUCUUUGUUGUCUCCACUUACAAAAGGAUUAAACUAAGAUUUACUUAUUUGUAAUUUUAAUGGAAUCUGCGAAAUAUUGAUGUACAGAGUAUUUUGUUUAAAAAAAUUCAACUUUGCCAAAUAUUCUUUUCUUUUUCUAUGUAGAGUUUCUUAAAGUGUAUUUCUGUAAAUUGUCUGAAAUGCAUAUUGUUUUGGUAAACUAAAAUUAGUUGCUUUGUUAUCACUUAGAUGCCUUUUGGUUUUGUCUUAGGGAAAGUGAGUUACUUGGGCAAAGGUUACUGCCAUUAACGUUUAUGGAUAAUUAAAUUGACCAUUUGGAAUUUGUUUUCUAAAGAAAUUUCUAAAAUAUUCCAACUAAAGCAUUUUUAUUUGAGAAAA
Messenger RNA from Vombatus ursinus (common wombat), 941 nucleotides. RefSeq names its product mediator complex subunit 28 (gene MED28). Bases 12 to 563 code for a protein of 183 amino acids. NCBI's taxonomy places the organism in Eukaryota, Metazoa, Chordata, Mammalia, Diprotodontia, Vombatidae. The transcript is spliced from 4 exons. Gene Ontology annotation, cellular component: mediator complex. The record is from RefSeq and is a predicted model, not a curated record.